Molecule: messenger RNA, 1041 nt
Organism: Talaromyces stipitatus ATCC 10500
Lineage: Eukaryota; Fungi; Ascomycota; Eurotiomycetes; Eurotiales; Trichocomaceae
Product: ABC transporter, putative
Exons: 4
Coding region: 1-1041 (346 amino acids)
Biological process (GO): transmembrane transport
Cellular component (GO): membrane
Molecular function (GO): ATP binding; ATP hydrolysis activity; ATPase-coupled transmembrane transporter activity
Source: RefSeq, a predicted model, not a curated record
AUGGCAAACAAAUGGCUAAAACUGUGGCUUGAGGCUAUUGAAAAACGAGUCAAUUUUAGGGUUAGGGUUAUAGAGAUGGCUUUCGUGCUUGACUUGAUCGUCGCCGGCAUCGCCGUUGUUCAGGUCUCGUUGACUGUCAUGGUACGAGGAAGUGCAACGACCACAUUUCUGGGAGCCGGUCUCACCGGUGUCAUCAAUUUUGCGUUGAAUAUGAAUUUCCUGAUUCAAAAUUGGACCGUUCCCGAGACUAAUAUUCAAGCAAUCUGGCCCAUUAAGGUGUUCUGUGAAGAUACGCCGUCAGAGGAGACGGAGUCGACUAUAGAACCGCCGCUAGAUUGGCCCUCGGCGGGAAAAGCAUCAUUUCAGAAUGUUUAUGCUUCAUAUGUCGCUGGAGCGAUAGAUGUCCUCGAAGAUAUCACAUUUGACGUUGAACCUAGUCAAAAAAUUGGCAUCUGUGGGCGAACCGGAAGCUCAAUUCUAUCGGCACUUUCUAAAAUUCUCCAAAUCUCGCGAGGAAGCAUAACAGUCGACGGCCUGGAACUGAAAUGGAUAUCACCAGAUGCUCUGCGUGAAAGAUUGUUGGCCCUCCCACAGAAUCCAGUCUUGGUACCGGGCAAGAUCAGAGAGAACGUCGAUCCAAGGGGUACUUUCACAGAUGCAGAAUGCAUAUCAUUCCUUGAAAAGGUAGGCUUAUGGGAAUUUCUGGAGCAGCAAGGAGGGUUAGAUGCACCUGCAAAUGAGCAGACACUUUCGGUCGGUCAGAGUCAGCUUCUGGUUCUAGCAAGGGCUCUUGCGCAUCCUAGUUCUGUUAUGAUGAUGAAUGAAAUUACGAGCAGUCUCGAUGCAAAGUCGGACCUUGUGAUACGAGACAUCAUUCGGGAAAACUUCCAGAACAACACGAUUAUCAGUGUAGCGCAUAAACUCGAACACCUUCUUGAGUGUGAUAAAGUCGUGUUGUUAGUAACGGGCGUCUUCAGGAGUACGAUGAUCCUCAGUGCUGUUGGAGAGAGAGGACUCGCAUUUCAGAGCUUUAUUCUUUGA